AAACCCUUCCCCUUUCUCACUCUAGGGUUUAACAUCUCUCUCUCUCUCUCUACGAUCCAAGGGCUGCAGGUUGCAGCGAUGGCUUUGUUUAGAAAAGCUGCGAGUCUUUUGGGGAGGACCGUGGGCAGCCGAGUGAGUCGGGAAACAUCAGUGUCCAACCCCUCGAUUUUUCAAGCAAUAAGAUGCAUGUCAAGUUCAAAGGUUUUUGUAGGAGGACUUUCUUACCAGACAGAUGAAAACAGUCUUAGAGAGGCUUUUGACAAGUAUGGACAAGUUGUGGAAGCACGGGUGAUUCUUGACCGUGAAACUCAGAGAUCCAGAGGAUUCGGGUUUGUUACGUUUGCUACUGCUGAGGAGGCAUCAGCUGCCAUUCAGGCUCUGGAUCAGCAGGAACUCCAUGGUCGUCAAGUGAAGGUCAACUAUGCAAAUGAUAGGCCACGAGGCUUCGGUGGUGGAGGUUUUGGAGGUGGUGGCGGUGGCUAUGGUGGAGGCGGCGGUGGUUAUGGUGGUGGAGGCUACAGUGGAGGUGGUGGCGGUUAUGGUGGUGGCGGCUACAAUGGAGGUGGCGGCGGCUAUGGUGGAGCUGGUGGCGGUUAUGGUGGUGGAGGCUAUCCUGCAGCUGGAGAGAGCCAAACCAGUGGUGAUGCUCAGGGAUACGGUGGCGAUUCUGGUAGCUAUGCCUCAGGCGCAGCGGAUAGUGGAAGCUACAGAGACUACGAUGCCCCGGAAAAUUUUGCUGAUAAACGGGGUUGAUAUAGCGAUCCCCUCUAAUUGGUUCGAGCAAGAAUGGAAGCUGCAAGAGAUAUUAUUCACUGAUAUAUGAAAUUAUCUGAUUGUGUAAUCUUCCAGAAUUCCUAGAACUUUUCUUGUUAUGUUUCAAUUUUUUGUCUGGUCACGUUUAGUUUAUAUUAUUAGGUUUUUUAGUAUUAAGCUUUUGGAUCUAUAUUUGGUGUUUGAAAUAACGACAUUAUUCAUCCAAAUGUUUUACUUUUAAGUUUUAA
Messenger RNA from Salvia hispanica, 1001 nucleotides. Its product is annotated as glycine-rich RNA-binding protein 3, mitochondrial-like. Gene Ontology annotation, molecular function: RNA binding. The record is from RefSeq and is a predicted model, not a curated record. NCBI's taxonomy places the organism in Eukaryota, Viridiplantae, Streptophyta, Magnoliopsida, Lamiales, Lamiaceae.